Messenger RNA from Gossypium raimondii (Peruvian cotton), 481 nucleotides. RefSeq names its product protein DETOXIFICATION 18-like. Gene Ontology annotation, biological process: transmembrane transport. The transcript has 4 exons. The record is from RefSeq and is a predicted model, not a curated record. NCBI's taxonomy places the organism in Eukaryota, Viridiplantae, Streptophyta, Magnoliopsida, Malvales, Malvaceae. The coding region runs from base 47 to 481 and encodes 144 amino acids. Gene Ontology annotation, cellular component: membrane. Gene Ontology annotation, molecular function: antiporter activity; xenobiotic transmembrane transporter activity.
UUCGAAUGAAUAGGGGGCUGAGAAUCCGAGGAAGGCAAAGACCGCCAUGGCUGUGUCACUCAAGCUUUCAAUCCUUCUCGCUCUAACAGUGGUUGUUGCAUUAGCAUUUGGGCAUAACAUAUGGGCUGCUUUCUUCACCAACACUGCUUCCAUUAUUAACCAAUUUGCUUCAAUCACACCCUUCCUUUUAAUCUCCAUUACCAUCGAUUCUUUUCAAGGCAUCUUAUCAGGGGUGGCCAGAGGAAGCGGAUGGCAGGUGUUGGCUGCGUGGGCCAACUUGGGGACCUUUUAUUUAAUUGGAAUGCCAGUUGCAGGGCUUCUUGCUUUUAAAUUUAAUCUUUAUGCUAAGGGACAUGGCAAUGGAGUACGUAGAGCCUGUUGUCGGUAUUGCAUAUUGUCUCGGAACUCCUGUUUAUAUAGAGCUGCAAUUGAAAGCAGAGCUUCUUCGUCCUCUGGGGAAGAUACCGAAGAAGGGAGUUGA